CGAAGCCGGAAGCUCCACCAAGCACGCGCUUUCACAUUUAAAAGGUUUUUUUUUCUUCUCCUUUUGCGGGUAAGUUUUGGAAUCAAAUUUUGGCUUCGGCUCCAAGACAUCUCUCCCUAUAUAAUAACUUCUUCCCCCCCUGCCUGCUAUCAAAAUCACAAUCUGAAGAAGAAGAAGAAGGAAACCAAGAAAACAAAGGGAAAGAUUGAGAUCAAGAAAGAGAGAGAUAUGGGAGGAGGAACAGAAGCUUUUCCAGAUUUAGGAAGCCAUUGCCAAAACUCCGAUUGCCGCCGGCUAGAUUUUCUCCCCUUCCGAUGCGAUGCCUGCCACUGCGUUUUCUGCCUGGAGCACAGAUCUUACAAGUCCCACGCCUGCCCAAAAUCAGGCCGCACCGACAGGAAGGUGGUUGUGUGCCCCACGUGCUCCGCCUCCAUCGAGACCACCGGCUGCGACGGGGAAGCUGAGAAGGCCGCGCUGCAGCAGCACGAGAGUUCCGGCCACUGCGACCCGGAGAAGAAGAAGAAACCCACCUGUCCCGUGAGGCGGUGCAGGGCAGUAUUGACCUUUUCGAACAAUAGCUUUUGCAAUGCCUGCCAGCUCCGGGUGUGCCUGCAGCACCGGUUUCCGGCAGAUCACGGUUGCAAAGCGGGGCCCACUCGCGGCGGAUCACGGCCGAGAGGGGUUGAUGAGGAGAAGUUGCUGGUUGCUUUGUUUGUUGCAAGGCAUGGGAAGGGCUGUGGAGAGGAUAGCCAAGAUGCUCCUGAAUCUUCUCAGCCUAAAAGAACACCCUCUUCUGUUAAAGCUUGUUGAAAAAGAUUAUUUAAAUUUGAACCUGCUUUCUUUAUGUUU
Messenger RNA from Cuscuta campestris, 849 nucleotides. The record is from the annotation of a GenBank genome assembly. Lineage: Eukaryota; Viridiplantae; Streptophyta; Magnoliopsida; Solanales; Convolvulaceae.